AAAAAGAAUCGUUAGAAAAACGUAUUUAAUUUCCAGCAUUUUGAGUAGACAGUGUUACAUCAUUUAAAAUUAGAAAAUAUGGUUUGCGCUUGCUAUUGGCUUACUUUGGCUGCCCUGCUCACUGCGUCCAAUGGAGAAAUGAGAAAACCGAACGAGAUCAACGUGUCCAUCCGUUCGAAUCGCGGAGAACUAUCCGGCUGUCAUCAAGUCGGUCAUACAAGACGAGUCACAAUACCCGACUGCGUUGCGUUCAUGAUCACGACGAAUGCGUGCCGAGGUUACUGCGAAUCUUGGUCGGUGCCCUCUUCUUGGGAGGCUCUGUUGAAGAAUCCCGACAAAAUGAUUACAUCGGUUGGCCAAUGCUGCAACAUUAUGGCGUCUGAAGAUGUAACAGUGAGAGUCAUGUGUCUGGGAGGUCCUCGCGAUUUCACCUUUAAAUCGGCCAAGACAUGUUCCUGUUUCCAUUGCAAAAAAGAUUGAACUAUACUUCACUAUUUUUACAAAUGAUCAAUGAUAUCAAUUGAUCCUGAAUCUUACCUUUAAUACACGCAUGAAACU
Molecule: messenger RNA, 558 nt
Organism: Daphnia carinata
Lineage: Eukaryota; Metazoa; Arthropoda; Branchiopoda; Diplostraca; Daphniidae
Gene: Gpa2
Product: thyrostimulin alpha-2 subunit-like
Exons: 3
Coding region: 79-480 (133 amino acids)
Biological process (GO): cell surface receptor signaling pathway
Molecular function (GO): hormone receptor binding
Source: RefSeq, a predicted model, not a curated record